AUGCCGCCGCGAGCUUCGCUCACUGGAUCCUUCUCGGUCUCAGACGAGAACAAUGUGGUCGUCUGCCCGCUGCGCAACCAUGACCAUUCGGCCUGCCGGAAGCGCUGCACUGGGGAGAAGCGGUACCGUUCCAUGCAGGAGCACAUUCGCCGCGCCCACCCCGAACACUACAUCUCGAAGCUCCCUGCUACCGAGGAGAGCUUUACGUUGAUGGUCAACACCCCACCACAAGAGCGCCCGCCCCCGCCUUCUCAACCCACAAGCUCAGCAGCAGGCCCACAAGGCUUCAGUGUAGGCGACUUGAGCGUAUUCUACAACGACGACUACAGCGUGAGCGAUCCUCGCACUUCAGACGAAUACUUGCGCAGACCGUCGCUGCUGCCAGCGGCCACAGCUGCAGCCGCCCUUGCUUCGUUGCACAAUCACCGCCCAGAGUUCGACUGGGACUCCGAUCCGGAUGCAAUAUCAGACCCAGACUCGAAAGGCUACAGGCCUCGCGCACGAUUCGCUCCCACCGCUCUCGAGCAACACAUCACAGCAGAGGAACCUUACUACACGUCUACGUCGAUACACCGCGAGCUGUUGCCGUCAUCCAUUGCACGGUCGCCACCUGGUCGGUCCUCUACGUUGCCGCCAGCUCCUCGAUCCAUCAAGCCAAACCGACCUCGCAAGUCGUCAGUCGGACAGAAUGCGCGCAGAGGCAAGCACCAGCGGCAGAGAUCCAAAGAUCACGUCAGGAGGACGAGUUAUGACCGCAAGGCAUAUUCAGCUGAGCCACAAACAGCCGCAGCGAUCCUUGGUAAAAGAUGGGAAGACCUUAUUGACGCUGCAGCAUCAGCUACAGAAGAGGACAGUCGAGAUCUUACUCCAGUGCCUCAAUCCCCAUUCAUGUCACCUCAUAUGAUGGAUAACCGAAAAUCAUUACCGCCAUUCAUCGCCUCGCAACUACAGUCCUAUACAGCAUCGCCGCUGGUCAACUCGUUGACACCACCGCUAGCAGAUAUCAUGGCUAUCCUACGCACUCUCACGACUAAGAUCAAGACGAAGAUGUCUCCCUCAUCGUCACCGGCUACGUCACCAACAUCUCCUCAAGUGUCCUCCUUUGAAAGGGUCAGUGGGCGCAAGGACUACAGCGUACAAGGUCCCGAAUCACAGAGACGCAUGGACUCCUUCGUCGAUGACGACGUCUACGAAGCACCCAAGGAAACCGAGAAGAAGGACAGGAGGGUCAGUCGCUUCCGUGAGGAGCUUUUCGAAUGA
Didymella exigua CBS 183.55 is the source of this 1260-nucleotide messenger RNA. RefSeq lists its product as uncharacterized. NCBI's taxonomy places the organism in Eukaryota, Fungi, Ascomycota, Dothideomycetes, Pleosporales, Didymellaceae. The coding region runs from base 1 to 1260 and encodes 419 amino acids. The record is from RefSeq and is a predicted model, not a curated record. The transcript has 6 exons.